GAUUUAUUCGUAAUUUUAACGAUUUGAGUUGUAAGAAAUGAAAAAAAUCGUUUUUAUUUGGUUGUUAUGUGUUAUAGCAUCGUCAUCAAGAUAUCCAGGCAUCGAAGAUUUACGAGCGGAAUCAGAUUAUCGUUCGAUCAAACUAAAAUGGCGAUAUCGUUCAUUCAACGGGGUAGAAGGUUUUAAGGUCACGCUAUGCGAAACUACUUCCUGGAAGGUCAAGUAUCCGUGCAAACAACGUCAUCUUCUCCUCAAUGCACCGAGGAAGAAUUCACACGAUUUCGUUCGAAGAUCGACCCUCAAUGGAGGAUUCGAAGCUUCUAUUUACGAAUUAAGAAUGCUGACAAAUUAUAGUAUAUCCGUUCAACCUAUUUUAACUUCUGGAAACAAUGAAGAACUGGCGAAGAAUCGUGCUCUCAAUGUCGAAUCUAAUGUCAUCACCAUAAGCACUAAAGGAUUUUCAGCUCGCACGACACGCUGUUUAGGAAAUGUAACGGAUAUAGAAGUGACGACUGGUCCUUAUUUUCCCGGCAAAAUAGAAGUAGAAGAUAAAUUUGAUAAGAGAUGCGUGACGUAUGGAGAUAAAAGAAGCGGCAGAAGAGUUUAUAAAUUGACGAUUAUGCAUGACGUCUGCGGAAGUAAAACUGUUAACGAUUCAAGAAUCCAAACGUCUAUCGUAGUACACGAGAAUCGAGAAUUGGUGACGCAUAGUUCUCGAAGGUUUUUAGUAGUAUGCAAUUUCUUACCAGGAACACUUACUAUUCAAGCAGCAGUUCAAGUCCCUCGCAAUCAUUCACUGUCCACCUUAAAUUCAACAGGUGCAGAAUCAAACUACGACAAUGCAAUUCAAUCGGCAUCUUCGAGCAAUAUAAGGGAUGCUCGACUUUUAACUCAAGAGAGAACUGCUUCUCUUCAUCAGCCAAAAAUCCGCUCAGAAAACAGAAUUCUGGAUCAAGCAGCAGUGCCAAUUAUUUUGACGAUAUCAGCUUUAAUGGGAAUUGUCAUUUUUGCAUGGAAACAAUUUUAUAAACAGAAGAAAAGUAACGAAGCCUCUUCGUCCAUAACAGAUCAACUAGAAACAGUCGACACGGAAAGCGAUCAUAUUUCUUCAGAUGAUGCCAAAAAACAGGCAAUUAAUUAAUAUUUACAUACUUCUUUGACUUGAAAAGGAUUUAACUACUAUUUGAUGAAAAUGUAAAUAUUCAACCUUUAUCGUUUUAUGGUAAAUCCUUGAAUUGGAUCAGAGAGAACGAAGUGAAUUUUUGCUACUGUUUCCUAUACUUUGGUCGGUUUUAAAUAAAUAUGGUUUUAUAUUUUCUGUGGUGAAAACGCAAUAAUAAUUACAAAGCAAGCUUUACAUUCGUUCCUUGCUAAUAAUUUUCUUUUGAUCAUCUUAGACAAGGUCGAAGCUUAUAAACUAAUACAGUGG
This is a messenger RNA of Centruroides sculpturatus (bark scorpion), 1429 nucleotides long. RefSeq lists its product as uncharacterized. NCBI's taxonomy places the organism in Eukaryota, Metazoa, Arthropoda, Arachnida, Scorpiones, Buthidae. The record is from RefSeq and is a predicted model, not a curated record. Bases 38 to 1141 code for a protein of 367 amino acids. The transcript is spliced from 6 exons.